AGCGGAGCGUGGGUAGGGGGCGUUGCACCAUUGCCCAGCAGACAUGCCUCUGGGCGGGAUUUUGGCAAAAAGAUAGGAGGCGGGAGUGACAAGGGAGCCGGGAGCACUCCGGGGGGGCGGGUGAUCAGGGUGCAGCUGGGAGGGGGGGGGAAGGGCCCGGACCAGGCAGGUAGCGCAGUUUAGUAGCUUGGGGAGUUGGCAGGUGAGGUGGGACUUGCUUGUCAAACUCAUUAAAUUUCAGCAGCCUGUUCAGGGGCGCUGCAAGAGAGUCGAGGGUGGGGUGCUGUGGAAAGGUAAGAGGUGGCCCGGGAUGCCGGUGGUGGGGGUAGAAGAGAGAAACCUCGAAGAGCUUGGGGGCAACCUUGCACUUGGGUUCUUACACCUUGCAUCCCUCCUGCCUUGAGUGUGGAACACGUCUGUUUUACCACUGCGCUGGGAAAGAAAGCCUCAGUCCCAAGGGAGGUGAGGCGUCUGCUGGGGGGGAAGAGAUUGCCGCUACCUGCAGGCUGCUCCCUACCCCCCAACCCCAACCCAGGCGCCUGCUUUCGUCCCCUCCUCUCCUGCUUUUGUCCCCUACCCCCACCUCCUUAUUGGUGCUGGUUUGCAGCGCUUGGCUCCUGCGCCUCCGCUUCUUGUUUGAAUCUGGCUCGCCCCUCCGUAUUAUGUCUGCACUCCGAAGGAAAUUUGGGGACGAUUACCAGGUAGUGACCACUUCGUCGAGCGGCUCGGGCUUGCAGCCCCAGGGGCCAGGACAGGGCCCGCAGCACCAGCUUGUACCCAAGAAGAAGAGGCAGCGGUUCGUGGACAAGAACGGCCGGUGCAACGUGCAGCAUGGCAACCUGGGCAGCGAGACCAGUCGCUACCUCUCGGACCUCUUCACCACCCUGGUGGACCUCAAGUGGCGUUGGAACCUCUUUAUUUUCAUCCUCACCUACACUGUGGCCUGGCUCUUCAUGGCGUCCAUGUGGUGGGUGAUCGCUUACACCCGGGGCGACCUGAACAAAGCGCACGUUGGCAACUACACUCCCUGUGUGGCCAAUGUCUAUAACUUCCCCUCUGCCUUCCUGUUCUUCAUCGAGACCGAGGCCACCAUCGGCUAUGGCUACCGCUACAUCACCGACAAGUGCCCCGAGGGCAUCAUCCUCUUCCUCUUCCAGUCCAUCUUAGGCUCCAUCGUGGACGCUUUCCUCAUCGGCUGCAUGUUCAUCAAGAUGUCCCAGCCCAAGAAGCGCGCCGAGACCCUCAUGUUCAGUGAGCAUGCGGUGAUCUCCAUGAGGGACGGAAAACUCACUCUCAUGUUCCGGGUGGGCAACCUGCGCAACAGCCACAUGGUCUCCGCGCAGAUUCGCUGCAAGCUGCUUAAAUCUCGACAGACACCUGAGGGUGAGUUCCUUCCCCUUGACCAACUUGAACUGGAUGUAGGUUUUAGUACAGGGGCAGAUCAACUUUUUCUUGUGUCCCCUCUCACAAUUUGCCACGUGAUCGAUGCCAAAAGCCCCUUUUACGACCUGUCCCAGCGAAGCAUGCAAACUGAACAGUUCGAGGUUGUGGUCAUCCUGGAAGGCAUCGUGGAAACCACUGGUUUACCCCAGCUUCCUGAAUACUGCUCUGACCUAUGUGAGCUGACACAUCUAGCUGGGUUAUGUUUCUUAAGCGUUGCUGCCUGCCAUCAAUAUGUCAAACACAGCAUGACUUGUCAAGCUCGAACGUCAUACACUGAAGAUGAAGUUCUUUGGGGUCACCGUUUCUUCCCCGUCAUUUCUUUAGAAGAGGGGUUCUUUAAAGUUGAUUACUCCCAGUUCCAUGCGACCUUUGAAGUCCCCACACCUCCGUACAGUGUGAAAGAGCAGGAGGAGAUGCUUCUCAUGUCCUCCCCUUUAAUAGCACCAGCCAUAACCAACAGCAAAGAAAGACACAAUUCCGUGGAGUGUUUAGACGGGCUGGAUGAAAUGAGCACAAAACUUCCAUCCAAGCUACAGAAAAUUACCGGGAGAGAAGACUUUCCCAAAAAACUCCUGAGGAUGAGUUCCACAACUUCAGAAAAAGCCUAUAGUUUGGGUGAUUUGCCCAUGAAACUCCAACGAAUAAGUUCGGUUCCGGGCAACUCUGAAGAAAAACUGGUAUCUAAGACAACCAAGAUGUUAUCUGAUCCCAUAAGCCAAUCUGUGGCAGAUUUGCCACCAAAGCUUCAAAAAAUGGCUGGUGGACCUGCCAGGAUGGAAGGGAAUCUUCCAGCCAAAUUAAGAAAAAUGAACUCUGACCGCUUCACAUAGCAAAACACCCCUUUAGGCAUUAUUUAAUGUUUUGAUUUAGUCUUAGUCCAAUAUUUGGCUUACAAGAUAAUCCUCCCUGUGAAAUAUGAGAGGUCUAUCUCCCUCCAGCGAGUAUAUGAGAGAACUCUUCAUUCCAGUGUUACCGUGCAGAACAUGAGUUAUGAAGGGAGGCCACCAUAAGGAAGUUGUUAGUGGGCAUGUAUUAUCACACCAAGCAUGCAAUAAUGUGCAAAUUUUGCAUUUAGUUUUAUGGCAUGAUUUAUAUAUGGCAUAUUUAUAUUGAAUAUUCUGAAAAAUAUAUAAAUAUAUAUUUGAAGUGGAGAUAUUCUCCCCAUAAUUUCUAAUAUAUGUAUUAAGCCAAACAUGAGUGGGUAGCUUUCAGGGCACUAAAAUACAUACAUACAUACAUACAUACAUACAUACAUACAUAUGCACACAAUACACUUAUAUAUAACAUACCCAUACAAACAUAUAUAUCUAAUAAAAAUUGUGAUGUUUUGUUCAAAUUUGUAUUUCUUGUGCAUGUUUACUUUAUUAGACUAGGGAGGCUGCUGGCAUUGAGUAUGAAUACCAAAUAUUUUAGCCUUAAAUUAUUUGUUAUUUAAUAAUCUGAUUUAAUGUUUUCUGCUGUUAAGAUCAUGGGAUCUUUCAACUGUACUUUAUCCUGAAAGAUUAGCAGAAGGUUGUGGUGUUUAUGACACCAUGGAGAUAUCACUAUUAUGUAUUUAAUUUGUAAAUUUUAGAGUGUGCCAGUACCUGGCAUACAUCAUUAAACUUUUCUUAUGAUUUUUAGACCGCACUAGAACUUGGGGGUGGGGCGAGUAAAUAAAAGUUGAUCAAUUCGUCAAUUAGACUUUUCCUAGACCAGCUAAUACUGGAAGCCAAAUUUGUACACAGUUUAAUAAAAACGUGAGCUCUGAACAAAUGCUGGAUCAUUGGAAUAGUUGAGAGAUUAUUUUGAAUACUUCAGGCUGUGUGAAAUUUACAGGGUAAUGGGUGGCUAUUUCAAAAUGAGUUGUUUGCAAAGUUUUCUUUUUUUUUUUCCGGAAUUCUUGUCAUCUGUAACAAGACCUGUAGAUCUUUUGAGAGACAUGACAGCGCAAAGAAAUACAUGAUAAAUGCUGGUGUUGAAUAUGCCUAGGAGAGACUCUUUUAUGUCGCCUUCUUGUUUAUGGCAUUUGUUGUGAAAUGAGAGACUUCUUCCUCAUCUGGAGCACUUACCUCAGGUCUGUUACUAGUAAUUUAACACAGAUCUGAGAGAAAUUAAAAUUGAAUGAAUUGACAAUGCUUUGUACACUCAGGAUUUUUUUUUUUUGUUGUUUUAUUUUGUUUUGGUGUUGAACAAUUAUUUUUAUUGAUGCCUUGGAUCCCUGGCCUCCAGAAUAAUUUUAGCAGUACUAUUUUCAACCGUCAACAUCUGGUCGGUAUCAAACAUGAUCGGUAGUACACAUUUAGCACAAAGGUUUAGAAUGAAAAAUAUUUAUUUUUUGAAAAAUAAAAAAAUAAUUACUUCUUAGCAGACUCGUAUGCAUUUUCCUAUACAAUUUCUCUGAAGUUUUCAAUCCAACUUAGCCCAGAGUUAACUCACUUCUCAUCAAUAUAUAAAUCACUGAUGGAUGGUUUGAGCACACAGUAUUCCUUAUUGCUUGCCAAUCCUGUGAUAACUUUAUUAGAGACAAAUUAUGACAGCUGCAGUAUAUCAUCCAUUAUAUCUUCUGGCUACCUCUGUAUCAACCAAAUUCUGUAGGUGCAAACACAUAACAGGGAAUUACUACUGGAAAAAUGAUCAACUUUAGUAUCCAUCCACUGUGAAUAGAGCAGUUGCCCUACCCCUUGAUCACCAAUUGUUCUUAUCUGCCAGAUGAAGAUGAUGAAAUAUCAGUGACAGGAAAUGGGGACCAGUCGGUAUGGUCUGCUUAGCAGUGGAAGAGGCUGCAGAGAUCAUUUCGUCCAACACCUUAAAACUAUACAGAGCCAUAAACCCUUUGGAGAGUCAUUUUAAUUUGUUUUUGGUAUUGUGAAGAAGAACCAAAAACAAACUCUCUGAAUUUAUUCAUUUAACAAAAUUUUUUGCAUGCCUUCUUUGUCCUAGGCAUUGUUGUUUUACUUUUGUUCCUGGGGAUUUGACAUGUACACUGUAUCAGCAGAAGAGUGUAGGGAGAGAGAAUGAGGGAGAGGGAGAAAGGGCAAGGACAGGGACAGGGUUUCAGAGGAGAGCAUCCAGUAGUCAAUAUUUCAAACACGAGUAUGAACACAAGAUAGAAAUGGAAAUGACUGUGGGCUGUUAACUAUUCAUAAGAUGAUACGUAGAGAGUUGGUUAAUGUUUAACAUUAGGACUGAAAACUUAAUGAUAUGAAAAGAACCAGUGUUGCCAAAAUUAAUCAAUUUGAGAGAACAGUACACUUUUACCUUUUCCACACACGUGUGGGAACAGUAUGACUUCUGCAUGUACUUGCAGUUUAAUCCCUAUUUCCCGGUUGGUCAUAGGAUCCAGUCUGCCCAGGAAAAUUGCAGUUUAUACCUGUUGUACUUGUGGAGUUAUUAGUAGCCCUCUCUUUGCUUACUAUUAUGUCCUGGUUUGGAUGAUAUAUGGUAAAGUUUUGUUGACACUAACAAAAUUAUCAAGUCUAAUAUAUUUGGAAAAAAUAAAGAAUUGCUUUACUUCUCCUUU
Molecule: messenger RNA, 4945 nt
Organism: Meriones unguiculatus (Mongolian gerbil)
Lineage: Eukaryota; Metazoa; Chordata; Mammalia; Rodentia; Muridae
Gene: Kcnj3
Product: potassium inwardly rectifying channel subfamily J member 3
Exons: 4
Coding region: 663-2273 (536 amino acids)
Biological process (GO): potassium ion import across plasma membrane; regulation of monoatomic ion transmembrane transport
Cellular component (GO): plasma membrane
Molecular function (GO): G-protein activated inward rectifier potassium channel activity
Source: RefSeq, a predicted model, not a curated record